AUGUCGACAAGGCAAAACAAGAAGAGAAAAGGCCGUGGGAAUGUAAUCAACCGAGAACGCACUGUCACCACGCUUACAGAGGGCUCAGAGGGAUCGUUCAUGACUGCAGACGACACGCACGCCAGCCUCUUGCCAUUUCCAGUUGCCUCGUCUGUGACGGAUUCUACUAACAUCUCUCCUGGUUUCUCUAUGACACCGAACUUUUCAACGUUUCCCUACACCUACAUGUCAUCGAUACCUGCUUCUACCCCGGGGUCUAUGUUCAGUCAGCCGCAAACACCAGCUCACUUCUACCCAGCACAGUCUUUACCUCCUGGACAGAACGAUCUCGAAAUCCUUGAACGGCUAAAGGAGACCAUCAAGGCUGGCCAGCAUGAGUUGUUUCAGCCUGUUCCUCGUCCAACUGCGCUAGCUAGCAUCUAUCUGGGUCCACACCAUGCGUCUCAGGUACCAUCUCACCCAGAGCAAGUGUCCUCAGACUACAGGCCCGACAGGCGCCGUUCCUCUCCAGGAAGUCAGGCUGCCAACGGCGAUUCGGGAGGUAGUAGGAAACAGGAUGGACCUUCCUCUAGCUUGGUACCGGGCGACCCUAUCGAAUCAGUAAGCAGAACUACGGACAUGGACCCCCCUGGUUUGAACACCCCUCUUGCGGCCGCGCAUUCUGAGACAGGCUCCUCCAGUUUACGAUCUGGACUCACUAGAUCUGCGACCGAGAAGGCCAUUGACUCUCAGUACAGCACCAAGUCUUCCGGCGAGCUUUCCGCAAAGUCCACCAGUUUCGACAACAAGGAUUAUCGAGGAGCUCGAGACCCUACCUGGAUCUCACGCAAUGCUACAGGCUCUCAGAGUGAUGUUCGAAGAUACGAAGAAGACAGGAAUGGUGCGAAUGGACGCCCAGGCCCCGACUCUCGGUAUGGUGUCGCUGACACUCGUCCCCCUCAACGUCACAUGGACCGUGAAAAAGAUAGGGAUCGCGAACGCGACAGAGACCGCGAACGUGACUGGGAGCGCGAUCGGGAUCGCAGAGGCACCGACUUCAGCAAUCGCUACGCCAGAGAUGAUCGUCGGGAUGAACGGUACAGGUAUGGCGACAAUCGCAGACCACCCGUGGAGGACCGGCACUACGAGCCUGGGAGUCGACCUGGAGCCCCUCUGCGUCAAUGGGAUUCGAAGACUUCCGACUUGGACGGCCGACUUGGACCGCCUGUCGACCCGCAUGCUCCCCGCCCCCUUACUGAGGAACGUUCAUUUGAGUCUCGUCUUCACCGACCUACAGGCGAAGAUCACCCAGGAGCUUCCAGAGUGUCUCAUCCAUCGACAGACGAGCGCUCUUUCCACGGGCGCCCCGAUGAACGUGAGCGCCAGUCAAGGCCUCCCGGUGACGAUCGCCGCCCUCUCCCCGUAAGCGAAGAACGAGCACUCAAGCCUGUUUCUCCUGACGACCGCCGUCCUGUGAUGUCCAAUGAUCGCCCAGCUAGGCCUGGCGACGACAGACGUCCGCCUCCACCUGUAGCAAGCGACAGGCAGGUGCAGCCACUUUCACCUGAGGAUAGUCGAUCGAGUGCAAAUGGCGAUGCAUCGGCAAGACCGCCACUGCCCGCCGAUGCGAGGCGAGGGCCACCUUUGUCGCCCGUUACCCGGGCUACGACGAGCUCUGGUGCAACCGGUGACCGCCCUCCACGACCCGAUGAAAGAUCGACAGUGCCUCCUGCUGCUGCAGAUCGACCCCGGCCUCUACCUGUGGACGAGCGUCGUGGAAUUGCUCCUCUAAGAGCUGCUGACGAACGCCGCCGUCCUGACGAUUAUUCAACUAAGGCUCCAACAUCUGUCCCCGCCCCUGCGCCUCCUCGUCCUGCAGACGACCGUGCACGGCCACCUGCUGACGAUAGAUCGGCCCGUCAGCCUUCUCUCCAAGACAGAUUGAGCAGGCCUGGUGAUCUACUUCCGGCAAAUCGACCUGCGCCGGAUGAUCGUACGGCUGCCGCACCUAGUUCGAACUCCACACCUUCACGUCCAGUUCCAGACUCUACUUCAGUAUCGAUCCGGCCUUCAGAUACCCGUCCGUCUGCUACUACUGAUACACGUCCGCUUCCUGAUCGACUCUCGCGACCUGAAGAUCGUGGCCGGCCUCUUACCAAUGAUCGAUACCGUCGUUCACCACCUCCGUUUAAUCGUGACAGGCCUUGGAGUGAGUCAUAUUCUGGUGAUGCGGUCCGUAGGGAUGUUCCACCACCGAGCUAUGGACAGGACCGGCUUCCCCCAAGUGUGCCUUACGAUGACUGGGACCGUGAUAGGCGGGAUUGGGAGCGCGAACGUGGCCCUGUUCUGGAUCGAGACCGUGACUAUGACCGGGACAGAGAUCUAAGGUUCGCUAGUCGCGAACCGCCGCCGCCGCCGCCGCCGCCACCUAGCUGGGAGACUCGUGAGGAGCGUGAGCGCCGAGUAUCUGGUGGUUUCCCUGCCUCGUCAUCCCUUCUGCCUCCUGGUGAUAUACAGCCUCCCCGCUCGUUUGAUCCUCGUCCCCUGAGCGCACGUCUUUCCGACGGGUACCCUCCUGAUGACCGGGAUCGUGAUCGGUUUGAACGCGCUCGCUAUCCGCCGGUUGACGCGAGCCCGGGCGGCUACAGCCGGGUUCGCGGUCGCAGCCCCAGCCCCCCGCGUCGUGCCGACGCACCCGUCGACGACCUCAGACCGCCAGUGAAGCGAGCCAGGGACGAUGCGUACGGCGGUUCAGGAUACUAUUCCCCUGCACCAGGUGCGCUCGAUGCCGGGCGCGACUACCCGCCACCGCCGCGAUUGCGUACACCACCGCCGGGGCCUCCGGGCGCGUACUAUGAUGGUGCGAGAGAAUAUCCUCCGCGGGGUGUGAGCCCUGCUCCUUCGGCUCGCGAUCGUGAUCGCGACUACAUUGACAGUAGGGGUUAUCCGCCCUACGACAGGCGAGAGCCCGCACCAUUGGGCAGGAUGCCUCCGCCAAGAUCUCCACCUCCAUAUGCCAGGGGCGGCUACGGAAGAGAUGAGCGCCGGUAUCCUCCACCGCGACCGUGA
Phanerochaete carnosa HHB-10118-sp is the source of this 3048-nucleotide messenger RNA. RefSeq lists its product as uncharacterized. The record is from RefSeq and is a predicted model, not a curated record. Bases 1 to 3048 code for a protein of 1015 amino acids. NCBI's taxonomy places the organism in Eukaryota, Fungi, Basidiomycota, Agaricomycetes, Polyporales, Phanerochaetaceae. The transcript is spliced from 3 exons.